This is a messenger RNA of Anopheles aquasalis, 1186 nucleotides long. It is a transcript of the gene Gas41, whose product is annotated as YEATS domain-containing protein 4 Gas41. Gene Ontology annotation, biological process: regulation of DNA-templated transcription. The record is from RefSeq and is a predicted model, not a curated record. Lineage: Eukaryota; Metazoa; Arthropoda; Insecta; Diptera; Culicidae.
AACUCGGUUUGUUUGAAAAAUCGACCAGGGGUCUUUCGCUGGCAAAUAACAGAUUCAAAUGUUUACUGGGGCUCUGUCAAAGUGUAUUAAAAAAACAGACCUUUUGUUUUGGUUUCGUUGGAGACGCUUUAUUCGCCGUAAUUUUUUGAACUUUUUGGAUGUUUUGAUGAAGAUAAUCUGAUAAGAGUGUACUGAAGGCGUUUUUCAACUUCCGCCGUCGUUUCCUUUGGAAGGCACUUGGAGAACCGCAGCUGAGCAAGCCAGAAGGACAUAACACAGACGACAACAUCUCCUGCAAUGCAACUGCUGUAAAUCCCGAAAGUUCAACGUUUUUCACGUGAUAAUAAUGAAUAUUUCCACCGACUUUGGACCCGAUUCCGGUGGGCGAGUGAAGGGUUUAACGAUCGUGAAGCCGCUCAUCUACGGAAACGUGGCUCGCUCAUUUGGAAAGAAGAGGGAAGAGGAUGGCCACACGCAUCAAUGGACGGUUUACGUGAAACCCUACCACAACGAGGAUAUGCAGACGUACGUAAAGAAGAUCCACUUCAAGCUGCACGAGAGCUAUGCCAACGCGAACCGUAUCAUCUCGAAGCCACCGUACGAGGUGACGGAAACGGGUUGGGGCGAGUUCGAAAUCGUCAUCAAAAUCUAUUUUCACGAUCCAACCGAACGGCCGGUCACGAUGUAUCACAUACUGAAGCUAUUCCAGUCACCCAUCCUUGACGGUGAGGUCUCCACGCAGAUCGAAGGCAAGAAGGGGCUAGUGUCGGAGCAGUACGAGGAAAUCGUGUUCCAAGAGCCCACCCAACUGAUGCAGCAACUUCUCACCAAUGUUCAACCCGUUACGGCCGGUGUCUGGAAGCACGAUACGGAUUUUGAGGAGAAGAAGCUGCAAGCGCUGGAGAGCAUCAAUGAAACCAAGGUGAAAGUGAUAGCGGAAAUAGCACAGCUGAAGGACAAACUCAAACUUGCUCGAGAAACGAUAGCCAAGUUUAAAGCCGAAACCGCUAAAGUACAAGGGCAGCAACCGGCCGCGUGAACACAGUCUAAUCGGAGGUCCGGAGUGACGAGGCAGGCAGUAAAAGCCGAACAGCACAGUAGCAGUGUGGCAGGGUCAAAUGACGGUGUUGGUCUAUCGGUUUUAAUCAUUAAAAUAAAUGCCCCUUCUUUCGAUAAGCAGACACUA